GUGGAUAUCGCGGAUGCCAGAGCAGAAUAGACCUAGUCGAGAGACAGACCCAUUCACACUCAGCCAAAGCGAAUAAAGGAGAGGGGUAGUGGGAGAGAUAAGGAGAGGUGGUUUUACGCGUUGUCAGUGUGGUUUUCAGCUUCGGAAAAAGAGCUACUGUAAGAAGAGGAGGACUAGCAAUAUUGGGCACUAGAAUAAGAAAAAAACGCGUUAUCCCGUUCUGCUGCUGCUGCGGCUCGUGAGCGCAUUCUCUGCUCUGUUUGGAAUACAAUGUGUCUGCAUGAGACCAUGGAGAUACGGAGUGGAUUUAUCAAAGAGCACUUCGACAGUUUAUGAACAAAACUGGACCUCUCUUUUUCUACGACAUUUUGUCCCCCUUUUUCGUUGGGAUUGUGUUUUUUUGUGUGUAUUUUUUCCGUUUGCAUAUUUUCGUUUGAUUUAUGGUGUUUUAUGAUUUCAUGUCAUAUUUUUAUUUUUUUAACUAUUUCGGUUUUUACUUUUCAUCGGUUUUGGAGGAGAGCUGGAUUGACUCGUCGUGAAGAUUUGUGGAGAGAAGAUUCCGCGUCGCUCAUGUGAAUGAUAUUCUAUCUCCCCAACUGAGACGUGCCAUGGAUGGAAAACUUAAUUUGCAUCAACGAAACCGAUCGGGAAAUAUCCGUUACAUCGAAUAACUACUGCUAACAGCAAUCAGGACGAAUGACAUAGGAUGAACACUACUGGCGGGGUGUGUCUGUGUGUGCUGUCGUCCCUCCUCGGUGUGGCCUGGGCCGUGGCUGCUCUAGUUCCUCUAGCUCUAGCUCCUCUUUCUACCCUGGCCGCUGCCUAUGGGGCUGCCAGUGGCGUCUCUCCCAGGGAGGCAGAGGGGGGCAGCCUGCCCUCCCAGUGCUCCAGCCUGGUAGCAGGGGUACUGUAUGGAUCUUUCUCUCUGAGAGAGCUGUUCCCGUCCCGGAUGCCAGGCUGUUCCUGGUCGUUGGAGAACCCCGAUCCCACCAAGUAUUCCCUCUAUCUCCGAUUCACCCGUCACCCUUCCAUCUGUCAAUCACACUCCCCCAUGCUCCUCCCACUCGACCAUCAUCUAGCCAAUCAGAGCUGCCCGCUGGAUCUACAGACAUCAACUCAGGACGUGAUAGACCUUUGCGGCAGCCAAUUAGAAUCGGAAGGACCAUAUUCAUUUUUACAGUUCGACAAGAACUUUGUUGAGCUAUGCCUGUCGAGACUACCGUCACCUGAUGAACCGCCGGUAACCAAGGAAACGCUAGAACUCCGGCUAGUCGAGGUUUUGCUAAUCAACAAUGAGAACUCCAGCCAGUUCACCUGUGGAGUACUCUGCAGAUGGUUUGAGGAGUGUCUGCGCAAUGGUCGUCAUGGAGACGGUGACGCUGCUGACGGUGACGGUUGCAGAGUUACUCAGACGGGGUGUGUGUGUCCUAACAACAAUGUGGUCAUGGCUCAGCCUGUACCCCUUCUCCCGUCAACGCCCCAUAACAACGGAUCGCUGUUAACUGAGGAUUGCUGCGUCACAGAGCUGCACCAUAACAAUGCCAUUGCCAUUGCCCCCAGGGACGUCAGACAAGAUCCCUACUCAGACUCAGAUGAUGAUGACCUGAAGGUGAAGACACAGAGACCCAGAUCAGCAGACCAGCCAGGUGUGUUUCAGGCACAGACAGGUGACCCUGCGGCGGAGGAGUGGUCUCAGUGGAGUGUGUGUUCGUUAACAUGUGGUCAGGGUUGGCAGGUGCGGACGCGCUCGUGUGUGUCCUCUCCCUACGGCACCCUGUGUAGUGGCGCGCUGAGAGAGACACGCAUGUGUAACAAUACAGCCACCUGCCCCGGUGACCCAGCACUGAGCUCAGUGGAGGGUCAGUGGUUGGACUGGGCUCUGUGGUCUAGGUGCAGUGUAACCUGUUCCACAGGGAGCCAGCAGAGACAGAGGAGGUGUAGUGCAUCGGUGCACGUCUGGGCAGAGUGUAAGGGACCACACCAGGAGACCAGGGAGUGUACCAACCCAUCCUGCGGUGGUGGGGGUAACUGGGGCAGCUGGAACCACUGGAGUCUGUGCAGUAAGACGUGUGACUCAGGGUGGCAGCGUCGCUUCCGGAUGUGUGAGGGGACAGGGAUACAGGGUUACCCCUGUGACGGCUCCGGAGAGGAGGUCCGUUCCUGCAAUGACAAGAAGUGCCCCGCACCUCAUGAGAUCUGUAGAGACGAGUACCUUGUAGCCAUGACCUGGAAAAGUGCCUCGGCUGGAGAAACAGUCUACAACAAGUGUCCGACUAACGCCACUGGAUCUGCAAGUCGUCGUUGCUUGCUGGACGCUAAUGGAGUUGCUUACUGGGGUCCUCCGAGCUUCGCCAGAUGCGUCUCGAUGGAAUUCAGAUAUUUACAUUUAUCUUUGCGAGAGCAUCUUGCGAAGGGUCAGAGGACCCUGGCUGGAGAGGGCAUGUCUCAGGUCGUGAGGAAUCUCCUGGAUCUCUUACAGAGGAGGAGCUACUACAGUGGUGACCUCCUGUUCUCCACGGAGAUUCUCCGAAAUGUGACGGACACCUUCAAGAGAGCAACCUACAUCCCAGUACCCGACGACGCUCAGAAAUUCUUCCAGGUAGUCAGCUAUAUGUUGGACAUGGAAAACCUAGAGAAAUGGGAAGAUGCUCACCAGGUUUCUCCUGGUGCGGCCCAUCUCAUGCGUAUAUUGGAGGACUUCAUCCAUCUGAUAGGAGAUGAUCAAAAACCCUUCCAGAGUUUCCUGGUGGUCACCAACAACCUCAUGAUAACAAUACAGCGAGAGCCCGUGACAGCAGUGUCCAGUGACAUCAACUUCCCCAUGAAGGGUAGGAGGGGCAUGAAGGACUGGGCUCGAUCUGCUGAAGACAAACUCUACAUCCCCAAAGAAGUCUUCACCCUCACCUCCGAUGAAACAGAAACAGAGACUUCAUAUUUUGUCAUCGGAGCCAUCCUGUAUCGGACCUUAGGAGUCAUCCUACCUGCCCCAAAUGCCCCUGCUGUGAUCAACUCAAAGAUUUUGACGGUGACGGUCCGACCAGAACCCAAACCCAGUGAACCCAUGGUAGUGGUGGAGCUGUCCCCACUGCUCAAUGGCACAUCAGAUCCUCAGUGUGUUGUCUGGGACUAUGGGAACCCGGAAGCUGGCGCUAAGAACUGGGACACCGAGGGCUGCCAAACACUCACGUCUGCCGCCGUCCACACUAAAUGCCUGUGCAGCAGGAUCUCAACCUACGCUGUGCUAGCGCAACAAGCUAAAGACCCGGAAAUGGGUCCAUCCAGUAUGCCCUCUGUGCCCCUCAUGGUGGGCUGUGGGGUCUCCUGCAGCGCUCUGCUUAUCCUGUUGCUCAUCUAUGCUGCCUUCUGGAGGUAUAUUCGUUCAGAGAGGUCUAUCAUCUUGGUCAAUUUUUGUCUCUCCAUCCUGGCCUCCAACAUCUUGAUACUGGUUGGACAGUCCCAGACACUCAGCAAGGGCCUGUGUACUGUGACUGCUGCUUUCCUUCAUUUCUUCUUCUUGGCAUCAUUCUGCUGGGUACUGACAGAGGCGUGGCAGUCUUACCUGGCUGUGAUUGGCAAGAUGAGGACACGCCUCAUACGCAAACGCUUCCUGUGCCUGGGCUGGGGUCUCCCAGCCCUGGUGGUUGCUGUGUCAGUAGGUUUCACUAGAGCCAGAGGUUACGGUACACCCAGCUAUUGUUGGCUGUCCUUGGAAGGCGGGCUUCUCUACGCCUUUGUUGGUCCUGCAGCCGUCAUCGUAUUGGUGAACAUGCUGAUUGGCAUUGUGGUCUUCAACAAGCUCAUGUCUCGAGAUGGCAUCUCGGACAAGUCUAAAAAGCAAAGAGCUGGGGCAUCCCUGUGGAGUUCCUGUGUAGUUCUCCCUCUGCUGGCUCUGACCUGGAUGUCUGCUGUGUUGGCCAUCACCGACCGCCGCUCCACACUGUUCCAGGUGCUGUUUGCUGUCUUUGACUCUGUCCAGGGCUUCGUCAUCAUUACUGUGCACUGUGUCAUGCGCCGCGAGGUCCAGGACGCAGUGCGCUGUCGGAUGGGGGGAUGUAAAGAUGACAGCGAGAACUCACCGGACUCAUGCAAGAACGGACAGGUGCAGAUCAUGACGGACUUUGAAAAAGAUGUGGACCUGGCGUGUCAAACAGUCAUCUUCAAGGAGGUGAACACCUGUAACCCGGCAACCAUCACCGGGACCCUCUCCCGAAUCUCCCUUGAUGAAGAGGACGACCCUAAACUGGCGACCCACCAGGAGGGGGGUUUAGGGGUCAACUUCAGCUCCCUCCCUGGAAACAUCCCCCCUCCUAACCUACUCGCUCAGGUGCCCCCGCUGGGUGUUCUGAACGAGCUGAGUGACACCUCUGUGAAGAAGGAGGUGAACAUGGAGCAGAAGAGGCAGCAUGGAAACCCCAGGAACACAGUGCCUGUAUACCUCUGCACCGAUAGCGGGCUGGGCUGGUCUCGACCGCCUCCUCCUCACAAUACCCAGGAUGGACCUAGCGGGGGAGGGGAGGGGGACUAUAUGGUGUUACCCCGUAGGACGGUCAGUCUAAAACCCCCUCCACCCCCGGGGCUGGGGCUGGGGGGCGAGGACAAGCCCCUGAACAUCGCGGUGGACGACCCGCCUUUCCCCCCACCCCCCUCACCCAUGACCCUCCACCCGGCUGAGAGCGAGGCCUACCCAUCCGACUUCAUCUCACCCGGCGACCACAACAUGAAUAUCGCAAUGAACAUGAACCGCUCCUACGGGACGCUCACAGCUCCCCAUGCACGGGGUCACGGACCCCAGGGCCACAUGCACGUUCCGGGAAGCCACGUGCACGGCCAUGGGCAAUCACUGCAGCUGAAGCAGGGCCAGAGGCCGUCGGUGAGGCAGAUACUAACAGGAGGAGGAGGCACCCGGACCCUGCCACGCAACCUUGGCAGCACCAACGCUAAUGCCAGCCUCUCUGCUGGCUCCCUGGAGAGGAAAAGAGUACGGUACUCUGAGCUGGACUUUGAGAAAGUGAUGCACACUCGCAAAAGACACUCUGAGUUGUACCAUGAGCUCAACCACCCCACCACCAAGUUCCACACCAUAGACAGGUAUAACAGGGACUCCGCCAUGUCCACCUUCAAGGACAAGUCGACCCCGACCCAAGACGACCAGCACUCCUGGGACAGCUUCAAGACCAUGACCCCUGAGCUGUCCAUUGUGCCGGGGGAGCAGAAGGACAGGAUGGAGCUGCACAACAAGACCACCUGGGACGCCUCGUCUGCCAACACACCUGACACUUCUGAGGGGGACUUUCAGACCGAAGUGUGAUGAGACAGAGAAACACACACACACACACACACACACACACACACACACACACACACACACACACACACACACACACACACACACACACACACACACACACACACACACACACACACACACACUCACACUCACACUCACACUCACACAUACAUACAUACACACACACAUACACACACACACACACACACACAUACAUACAUACAUACAUACACACACACACACACACACACACACACACACACACACACACACACACACACACAUACACACACACACACACACACACACACACACACACACACACACACACACACACACACACACACACACACACACACACACACACACACACACACACACACUCACACUCACACUCACACUCACACUCACACACACACAUACAUACAGUUUCAAGCGUAGACUAACAGGUAGCCACAUGUACAUACAUAGACAGACACACAGCACUCCUCCAAACCGCUCUUCACAUCCUAAAAUCUGCUCUCUAAAGGAUGCUAUCAUUUGUUUACUGCUAAUGUGGACAAGGACAAAGCAAAGACAACUGUUCUCUUCUAUAUUUUCAAACAGACUUUAAAUGAGAGAACAGGGGCUUGAAAGAGACUUGGACUGAGAAACUGAGACAUUUUUAAAUGGACAAAAAAACAAACAAAACUUUCUGAAAAAUGUCUUGAUUUUAUUCACUGGAAAAAAGGAUUCUCUUUCACCUGUUUGAUGAUUUGAAAAAAAAAUGAAUAUUUCUGCACCGUUCUGUUCUUUUUAUAGAGAAGAAAUGUCACUGAUGUUUGGCACACUGUUAAACCCCUUAGGCUCCUUCUCUUCAUUUCUCCCCUUCUUUCCCUUCUAAUGGAUGACGCAAGCACUCGUUUUUUCUUCUGCUUUUUUGGAGGGGUUGGGGAGGGGCAAGUAGGGAGUAAGAACGGAUCAUUGACAUGUGACCUCCUCUGCUUUUGCUAAGUCUCACACUCUUCUCUCGUCAUCCUUUUUCAAUGUCUUGUUUUUUCCUUUUUGUAUUGUUAUGAUUUUAGUUAUGAUGUCCCUUCUCUUUGGUUCAAUUUUUUUUUAGCAACAAAAAACGAUUUGUGACAAAACAACCUUCAACUGAGUUUGUUGUUGUCUCAUUGUCUAUCUCUUAAAUGAAAGUCCUCUUUUAUUUUGAGUUUCCGUUCAUGCUUGUGCUGCCUUUUCCAUGCUGAAUUUUAAAGAGUGAUUUAUUACCCA
Messenger RNA from Oncorhynchus masou masou (cherry salmon), 6544 nucleotides. RefSeq names its product adhesion G protein-coupled receptor B2-like. The record is from RefSeq and is a predicted model, not a curated record. Gene Ontology annotation, molecular function: G protein-coupled receptor activity. Gene Ontology annotation, biological process: G protein-coupled receptor signaling pathway; cell surface receptor signaling pathway; negative regulation of angiogenesis. Lineage: Eukaryota; Metazoa; Chordata; Actinopteri; Salmoniformes; Salmonidae. Gene Ontology annotation, cellular component: plasma membrane.